AUGGCGAUAACGGUUGGGUUGGCCGGUAUCACCGGCAAAUUUGGUACCCUGCUCGCUACCCAUCUCCUCAAGAACCCCAACGUCUCUCUUCGCGGCUAUGCCCGAGACACCAGCAAAGUCAGGCCGUCUAUUGUCUCUUCGCCUGCAGUUCAACUCUACCAGGGCGAUGCCUACAACGAAACACAGAUAAAGUCCUUUGUCGAUGGUUGCGAUGUUGUCAUCUGCGCCUACCUGGGCGACGACAAGCUCAUGAUAGAGGGCCAGAAACUGCUCAUCGAUGCUUGCGAGGGUGCUGGUGUCCCGCGUUACAUUGCCGGUGACUGGUGCCUCGACUACACCAAGCUCCAACUAGGUGAACUAUUCCCAAAGGACCCGAUGAAACACGUCAAGGCUUAUCUGGAGACCAAGAAGACGGUCAAGGGUGUCCACAUCUUGGUUGGAGGGUUCGUGGACGUCGUCCUUCGCCCUUUGUUCCUAUGGGAUGGAAAGACCCAGACGAUUCGGUAUUGGGGUGAUGGCUCAGAAGUGUGGGAAUUCACUUCGUACGAAAACGCGGCCGAAUACACUGCUGCUGUGGCUGCGGACCAGGAGGCUGUGGGUGUGGUGAGGCUUCUUGGCGACAGAAAGACUAUCAAGGAAAUUGCCUCCUCUUUCGAAAAGGUGUACGGUAUAAGCCCCAAGCUGGAGUGUCUUGGCUCUCAAGAGCAGCUCAAGAACCGAAUGGAGACGCUGCGAACACAAGACCCGCAAGACGUGUUCAAAUACAUAUUCUGGUAUUUCACGUAUUACACGAUCAACGGCUCUGCACUUGUCGGCCCCGAGGUGGAUAAUGCUCGUUACCCGCAGAUCAAGCCGGAAACCUUGGAAGGCUAUCUCAGAAAGCGACCCGUGGAACAAUUGGGAUCAGCCUUCGCUAGUCUUUCGUAA
Molecule: messenger RNA, 927 nt
Organism: Scedosporium apiospermum
Lineage: Eukaryota; Fungi; Ascomycota; Sordariomycetes; Microascales; Microascaceae
Product: NmrA-like family protein
Exons: 3
Coding region: 1-927 (308 amino acids)
Source: RefSeq, a predicted model, not a curated record